AUGUCUAUAGAUGUGAACAACGCGUUAACCCAGCAUAUUUUCAAUAACAUGCCGAUUCACUUGAUAUACAUCCGCGAAUUUCGUCUCAUGGACAGGGCUUCCGUUAAGGAUCACCUCCAAGUCUUGUUUUCAGAAGAAACCAUUCAGCAACGAUGCAAGGAUCAGCCCGACGACUCCAGGGAAACGGUCAUAACUAGUCUAUUGAAUGAGCAUGCACGAUACGCCAUUCUAUCUCACCGUUGGCUAAACAAGGAGCCAACGUACCAAGAGAUGCUUAUGUCUCAUAAACCUCCUGACGCUGGAUUCCUAAAGCUAAAGCAGUUUUGCGAGGCAGCGUCGAAGUACGGUAUCGAAUUCGCGUGGUCCGAUACUUGCUGUAUCGACAAAGCGAGCAGCUCUGAGCUCGAUGAAUCAAUUCGUUCUAUGUACCGCUGGUACCAGAAUGCUGCGAUAUGCCUCACCUUUCUUGCGGACACUACUGCCAUCGACAACCUACAGCAGGAUGAAUGGUUCACACGAGGGUGGACUUUACAGGAACUUUUAGCCCCAAAGAAAGUCAAAUUUUUCGGGAAAGGAUGGGUGCCCUUGACGAAUCUUGAGGUUGACCUGGACAAAGACAUGGUCUACGAAAGGCGCUCUCGCGGAGAGUCUGUUGAAAAUCCUGUCACCGCACAAAUGUUAGACAGACUAGCGAGCGCAACGGGAAUAGAUUCCUUCGACCUGGUCUCCUUUUACCCCGGUUCUUCGGACGUUCCAAAGCGAAUGGUGUGGGCUGCAAAGAGGAGGGUCACUAGAGGAGAAGACCGAGCGUACUCUUUGAUGGGAAUGUUUGGCGUCAGCCUCUCGAUUGCGUAUGGAGAGGGAGCAGACCAAGCCUUCUUCAGACUCAUGGACGCAAUUAUUCAGAUAUCAGAAGACCCUGCUGUGCUCGACUGGGCGGGCAUGCCCGCGUUCACUGGUCACCCAUCGCAGAUGCUACCUUCCUUACCCGACUGUUACCUUGGCUACACGGAUUCUAUGAGCGGAUAUUCGGUGUCGUUUGGGAAGGAACCGUUUGCGCUUACCAACAGGGGAUUGCGGAUUGCAAUGUUGAUACUACCCAUUACGGUUGCAAAUGUGACACCUUACAACACUGUCGUCCCUCAAGCUACCUUCCAUUGUCGAUCUUCAAAAUGGAUAGAGGACACGGUGGUGCAUGCGGAGGGGCCUUUUACGGUUAGCGCGAGAAACACCUAUGCCAUCGGCAUCUGGGGCUCUGGAUUUAUAGAUGGAGGAUCGCACCGAUGCUUUGGAUGCUUGUUGACACGCCACGGACGAUUGCCAGGAAUUUAUCAGAGUGAUGGCUGGUCCAAGAUGGUAUCGCGCAGUUUCAUUGUGCUGACCCCUUCUGGUGAACUGAUCAAUCCUGACCUGACGUCCCUCCACCCACACCUAGAGACCAUAUACGUGUAA
Molecule: messenger RNA, 1452 nt
Organism: Fibroporia radiculosa
Lineage: Eukaryota; Fungi; Basidiomycota; Agaricomycetes; Polyporales; Fibroporiaceae
Exons: 1
Coding region: 1-1452 (483 amino acids)
Source: RefSeq, a predicted model, not a curated record